This is a messenger RNA of Arabidopsis lyrata subsp. lyrata, 1850 nucleotides long. Its product is annotated as F-box/LRR-repeat protein At2g42720. Gene Ontology annotation, molecular function: protein binding. NCBI's taxonomy places the organism in Eukaryota, Viridiplantae, Streptophyta, Magnoliopsida, Brassicales, Brassicaceae. The transcript has 3 exons. The coding region runs from base 339 to 1673 and encodes 444 amino acids. The record is from RefSeq and is a predicted model, not a curated record.
CCUCGGCGCGUCUUUUUGAUACUCAAAAGACUUAUUAAUUGCACCGCAUCAUUUUUACAUUUUCGACGUCUCUUCUAUCGGAUAGCCAAAACCCUAAUUGAGAUUGAAUUUGAAGAGCUUUCGCCGCCGCUGUUGCAAUUAGCAAGGUAUCUCUUUUCUUUGGGCAUCGAUGGCUUGAUCACUAUCUCUCUUUCGGUCGAAAACAGACAAUAGUACUCUGCAAUGGAUGGAACAGCAAAAAGAGGGCAACUUUGAAACUUAUCCACUCUGUUUCUGAGCCUAGUUGUUGAAAAUUUCGUGCUUUGUUCAUUCUGUGGUUUAGGGGUUUUGGAGUAAUAAUGGAUAGAAUCAGCUCUUUACCGGAUGAGGUUCUUGAGCACAUCUUAUCAUUUCUCUCCACAAAAGAGGCUGCUUUAACGUCAUCACUCUCUACGAGGUGGAGGGAUGUGUUUGUUUUUGUUCCCAGUCUUGACCUUGUUUAUGCUAGACAAGACCGCCGUGAAAAUCCCAGACAAUUCAUUGAUUUUGUGGUGACUUUGUUCAAUCGGAAAGCCAAGUCUCCUAUAAAGAAGCUCGCUUUAAAGAUUCAUCUCGAUGAUGAUCAAUACGUCCUAGACAAAACUCGUAUUCAGAGCUGGAUACGCAAUGUGCUUGCGCGUGGUGGUGUUACGGAUCUUGAUCUCUUCAUCACUUUCAGAGGAAAAUUUCAACUUGUGCCUUUGUUGAUCUUCACGAGUAACACACUGGUUAAGCUGAGACUAGGACGUGGUUUUACAAUCAACCUUUCUCAUGAGAACGUUUAUCUUCCUAUGCUUAAGACUUUAUGUCUUGAUACUGUUGAUUUUGAUGGAGAUCAUAAUGUCUUUGAAACUCUUCUGCCUCGUUGCCCUCUGCUUGAAGAACUGGUUCUUGAGGAUCAGCGAUGGAAACAAAAACAAUGGUGUGGUUCUGUUUCUUCUCCUUCUCUAAAGAGACUACGCAUCCGGUUCUAUAAUAUCCCCAUCAUUUCGCUUGAUGUUCCCAGUCUCGUCUACUUGGAACAUUCGUGCAUAUUUGGGAGCAAGUAUGCAAAUGUUAACUUGGAUUCCCUCGUUGAAGCUAGAAUCAAUCUUUGGGUGGAGGACAAACCAUUACGGAGACUAAGGGAUGGAUCUGCUCAUUUAGUUCCUGCUGACAUGAUGGAUCUCAUCACUGGUAUCAAAAAUGUUAAGGUCCUUCACUUAACUAGUGAUGCUCUUGAGCUGUUUUACUUCUCCGGUCAAGAUUUACCCAUGUUCGACAACCUUGUUUAUCUAUCUAUCGCGAGUGACAAAAAGCAAGGAUGGCAAAUUCUGCCACUUCUGAUCAAGAACUCUCCAAAUCUUGAAACACUCGUCUUCAAGGGUCUAGAGCACUACGUAACUACAAACUGUGGGGAUGCAUGUGUUUGCUCUGGCUAUAUGGAGAAGAUCCCGUCUUGCCUGUCAUCAUCUCCUGUGAAGGUGCUGGAGAUAUCUCUCUAUCAAGGAACUUCAAGAGAGCUGAACCAACUAAGGUAUUUCCUAAUGAAGCUACCAUUUCUUGAGCUGGUGAAAAUUCGUGCUGCAAACAACAUCCAAGUGCCCAUCGAUGUACAGUAUCUUUUGAAGCUUCCAAGAGCUUCUUCAAACUGCAAGAUCCAAGCCAUAUUUUAACUGAAGAAAAAAACAAAAGACUGUUGAGUAGUACUUAUGGUUUUGCUAAUUCCUUUUGAAUUACUGUUGACUGUGAAGUCUUUGUAUUUGGUUUAUGACAAAACCUUCACUGUGUGGUUGUCAUUGUCUAGUAUUCUUCUAUGGAAACCUUCUCAUGCCAAGAGAGUCAUUUAAACG